UUAAUACUUCAGUGCAGCCUGUGUCCUCACCAGUUCUCAUGUAGACGCUAGUGUUGAGCAUCAUUAAAGGACGAUCCUCCAAAGAGUGUCUCAGAAUCCAUCAGCUCCCCUGGAGAAACAGUACAAGGCAAUUCAGUGAAAUCUACUCCAGUGCCUGUCAUUUGAAAUGGUCAACCUCACGACACAGGCGAUUCUGUAUGCAGCUGCUGUAUUAGGACUUUGUGAGGUUGCACUUUUUCUCGCUGUAAUUUACUGGAUGAGGUUGAAGAGGCUGACCAGAAAUAUGAAUGAACAGUAUUGUGCAAUCACAAGCCUCAGUGUAAAGCCUCCUGAUGAUUACUCUAGCAUUGUUGAUGUCUACAUGUAUGAAACAAACAAAGGCCGUAGAGCCCCACCUCCUGAUGACUUAUUCAGUUUUGGUGACUAUGAGAAUAUACAAGGCUUAGGCCUCAGAUUGCUGCCUCCUGCUGAUGACUCAGCCAGUGUUGAUGACUAUGAGAAUAUCCCAGGCUCAGGCCUCAGAUUGCUGCCUCCUGCUGAUGACUCAACCUGUGUUGAUGACUAUGAGACAAUCCCAGGCUCAGGCCUCAGUGUGCUGCCUUCUGCUGAUGACUCAACCAGUGUUGAUGACUAUGAGACUAUCCCAGGCUCAUCCAGUGUUGAUGUCUAUGAGAGCAUCCCAGGCUCAGGCAUCAGUGCUCUGCCUCCUGAUGAUGACUCAACCAGUGUUAAUGACUAUGAGACCAUCCCAGGCUCAUCCAUUGUUGAUGUCUAUGAGAGCAUCCAACAUCGCUGAGACCAUCACUAUCAAUAUCAACCAACAAUCCAAUGGAUGACCACAACUGAGAUAGAAAGAGAGAGAGAAAGAGAGAUUUUAUAUUUUACAACAU
Messenger RNA from Colossoma macropomum (tambaqui), 890 nucleotides. RefSeq lists its product as uncharacterized. The transcript has 13 exons. The record is from RefSeq and is a predicted model, not a curated record. NCBI's taxonomy places the organism in Eukaryota, Metazoa, Chordata, Actinopteri, Characiformes, Serrasalmidae. Bases 167 to 796 code for a protein of 209 amino acids.